This is a messenger RNA of Petromyzon marinus (sea lamprey), 2168 nucleotides long. RefSeq names its product metaxin 2 (gene MTX2). Gene Ontology annotation, cellular component: SAM complex; cytoplasm. Lineage: Eukaryota; Metazoa; Chordata; Hyperoartia; Petromyzontiformes; Petromyzontidae. The record is from RefSeq and is a predicted model, not a curated record. Gene Ontology annotation, biological process: mitochondrion organization.
AAUUCAUAUCUUCUCUUCCAAUCUCGAUAUCUCGCUCAGAGCGCGCGCCGACCGCACGCACGUGGCGCGUGCGCGGGUCACGCGGCCGGUCACGUGCGCCGCCUCCUCCGCCGCCGCCGUCAGAGCGAGCGGAAGCCCUCGCGCGGGAGGAGAGGGAGGAGGCUCUCAGGAUACUGCGAUGCUGGCCGCGGAGAGCCUCGUGAACCAGAUGGCGGCUGCCGAGCCGUGGCCAGAGAACGCUGCCUUUUACCAGCCGCUGAGAGGUGAGCAGAUUCUGGUAUCGGACGCGGCAUCGUGCCUGGCGGUUCAGGCCUUCCUGCGGAUGUGCAGCCUUCCCGUGUACGUCGUCUACCGGCCCAACGCCGAGCAGAUGUCCCCUUCCGGCAAGGUGCCCUUCAUCCACGUUGGGAACCACGUGGUCUCCGAGUUGGGUCCCAUCGUGCAGUUUGUGAAGGCAAAGGGCCAUUGCCUAAGCAGCAGCCUGGACGAACAGCAGAAGGCAGAGAUGAAGGCCUACAUGGAGCUGGUGAACAAUGUUCUUCUCACCGCCGAGCUCUACAUCCUGUGGUGCGACGACACCACGUGCAAGGAGAUCAGCCGACCACGGUACGGCUCCCCCUACCCCUGGCCUCUCAACCGGCUGCUCGCCUACCAGAAGCAGUGGGAGGUGCGGCGCAAGAUGAAGGCCCUCAGCUGGGCCAGCAAAACCCCGGAGCAGGUGCAUGACGAGGUGAACCAGUGUCUGCGCGCGCUGUCGCUUCGGCUCGGAUCUCAGUCCUACUUCUUCGGCCGCCAGCCGACGGAGCUGGACGCGCUGGUGUUUGGCCACCUCUUCACGCUGCUCACGACGGAGCUGUCGAGCGACACGCUCCCCGAGCUCGUGCGCGCCUACCCCAACCUCGCUGACCUGUGCCAGCGCGUCGAGCGCCAGUACUUCCGCGAGCCUGGCGACGAGACCACCGUCUCCACCGAGGGCUCCACCUCCAGCGCUUGAGGGCCCCGACGGUGGCCCAGGGGGGGAACCCGACGGCGGUUGGGCCCCCCGCGGCUCGUGCCGACGGGAAGAGAAAGUGACACCUAAGUACUUGUUUCAAGCUUGCGACCAACCUAGGAGAGGCCCUGGACAGGCCCUGGACAGGUCGAGAUACCGCUUUCCACUGAUAUUGUUAGCCUUGGCCAAGACUCGAACUCUGGUUGCUGUGAUGUGGUGUGGCAGUGUGUGUGUGAGUAGUGGUAGUGCAGUGGUUAGCAUAGUAUUGGACGAUUGCAACAAACUGAAUUCGAUUAAAACACUACUUCAGUGGAGAGUGGUGUCUUCAUUUUUCCUGGGCCUCAUCUAGGUUGACUCGGCCUUAAAUGAUUAGCUGGCAUGGUGUGUAAACACGAGCACGGGAGAGACAAACACGGCCCGUGGUGGUGGUGGCGCUCUCACCACCCCUACGUGCACAGUGCCAGCUGCGAUGAGUUCUCGCUUAACAGCACUUGCCCCCCACCGUCUGUGAGGCUACACGGGGGUUCUUUGUGUGUGUGUGUGGGUCUCCUGGGAUGACCCUGCAUCGAGACGCACGGGGUACUCAUCUGUCUAUGCUUAUACGGGUUCCUCUGUCAACAAUAAACGUUACACUGAUAUUGAACGUCACUUCGCGCCCCAUAUUGAACGAUUCCUCCCAAGUUCAUCAUUACUACCCAUAUUUUAUUAAACUGCCACGUGUUGUUUGUUUGAGUUGGUGGAAACGAGAUUCCAGCCGAGUGCUGGAGAGAGAGAGCGAGCGAGCAUUGCCAUGUUAAUGUGGCGCGCGCCUUGUUUCGUGCUGUUGCUGUGGUGUCUUUCGUGCGCGUACCUCCAGUGCCAUGUAUAAAUGUUUGUGCAGGUACGCAGGAAACGUGCGGCCGCGAGCGUCGAUUAGCCCAGUUUGAUUAAAGUGAUUUGAUGGACCAGUGGCGAUUUAUCAGUUGCAAUAAGCAACCAGUUCCAGUGAGUUCAUUAUUAUUAAAGACAUCUGCUUCAUUUUCUCCUGCGGGUUUAAUGAGCUCCCUCAUUAAAUUCAAAGAACGAAUUUAGUGUCUUGGAUGAAAAUAAAGAUAUAUUCGAAUGGAGUACAUUUACAUUUGGUGUCCUUAAUGUCGCACGUUUUUGCCUUUAUUAAAUAAAGAGCGUGGUGCGUCUC